AUGCAUCCAUUGAUAUUACCUGACACUAUUCAGACGGAAACUUCAGUACUUCAGGAUCAAACUGAACAAAUAUGUUUACCUUACUUAACGGACAAAGUUAAUUCCCAACUUAAUCAAAAAACUCAUAUUGAAUAUCUUUUAAAUAUUUUAACUAAGCCCCUUCCAAAGUCAUAUUUAGCUUUAGAUGCAUCUCGUCCUUGGAUUAUUUAUUGGACACUUUGCGCGUAUGCGUUAUUGGGGCAAUCAGUUGAGGAAUAUAGAGAAAGAACUAUACAGUCAAUUUCAGUACUUCAACUUGAAUCAGGGGGGUUUAGUGGUGGUCAUGGUCAAAUUGCUCAUUUAGCGCCUACCUAUGCAGCUGUUAUGGCUCUCUGUAUUGUUGGGAGUGAAGCAGCAUAUAAUAUAAUUAACCGUUCUAGUCUUUAUUGCUGGAUAAUGCGAUUGAAACAGUCAGAUGGGAGUUUUUUGAUACACGAAGGUGGCGAAAAAGAUGCACGCGCAGUAUAUUGUGCGUUAUCAGUAGCGUCUUUAUUGAAUCUUAUGACGCCCGAAUUAAUUGAAGGAACAGCAGUAUGGCUUUCUAGAUGUCAAACAUAUGAAGGGGGAUUAUCAGGAUUCCCAGGGGCAGAAGCACAUGGUGGUUAUGCAUUUUGUGUAUUAGCGUCGUUAACUAUGAUUGGAAAACCAAGUAUGAUAUUUGAUCAAUAUCUUAAUAUAUCAAAAUUAAUGAGAUGGUUAGCGUUGCGUCAAUCAUCAGUAGAAGGAGGAUUUUCUGGACGAACGAAUAAAUUAGUAGAUGGUUGUUAUUCGUGGUGGAUUGGAGGAUGUUGGGCAAUUCUCUCUAGCGUAAUAGAAGAUGUUAGAACUCCGUUAGUCGAUAAGAAUGCUUUACGAAGGUUUAUUCUUACAUGUUGUCAAUAUAAAACUGGUGGACUUAGAGAUAAGCCGGAAAAAUACCCUGAUCAAUAUCAUACAUGUUAUUGUAUUUCAGGUCUUUCUGUUAUUCAAAACGUUUAUUUUUAUUCAGAAAAUGAUAAAAAAGAUACCGCAUUAGGAGAAUCUGUAUUUAACUGGUACCAUGAUCAUCUCAUAGAACAAUCAGUUUUUGCUACUGAUCAAAUUAAGGCUGUACACCCUAUCUUAGCUAUUCCUAUGGAUAAGCUUUGCGAUAUUUGGCUUUGGCGUAUAAAAAAAGAUUCUAUAUAAAUAUUCC
Molecule: messenger RNA, 1213 nt
Organism: Pneumocystis murina B123
Lineage: Eukaryota; Fungi; Ascomycota; Pneumocystomycetes; Pneumocystales; Pneumocystaceae
Exons: 8
Coding region: 1-1206 (401 amino acids)
Biological process (GO): protein farnesylation
Cellular component (GO): protein farnesyltransferase complex
Molecular function (GO): protein farnesyltransferase activity
Source: RefSeq, a predicted model, not a curated record